Messenger RNA from Plasmodium berghei ANKA, 3423 nucleotides. Its product is annotated as protein phosphatase PPM12, putative. The transcript has a single exon. NCBI's taxonomy places the organism in Eukaryota, Apicomplexa, Aconoidasida, Haemosporida, Plasmodiidae. The coding region runs from base 1 to 3423 and encodes 1140 amino acids. The record is from RefSeq and is a predicted model, not a curated record.
AUGGAAAGUUUUUUAAAUAAAUGUUUACAUAUUGAUACAUUAAGUUGCAGUGUAGACGAUGAUGAAACAAUUUUUCAAAUGUGUAAUUCGGCAGUGUGUUUAAAAAAAGGGAGUAAAAAUGAAGGAAAUUGUGUAAAAUGGGGUGAAUCAGGUGUAAUGGAAAAAAGCUUUUUGUGUGAUUUUGAUAAAUAUGUAAAAAAUAGUUGUAUGAAAAUAAUAGAAGAUGAUUGUGAAACAAAGAAAAAAAAUGAAUAUAUAAAUUUGAAUGAAUAUUGUGAAAAUUCUUUUAAUAAAUUAUUUAAUAUAGAAUACGUAGACUUGCCUUUAAUAUUUUAUAAAACAAUAUAUGCUAAUUUUUUUAGUUCUUUUAAUAUAUUGGAAAAUAAACAAACGGAAAAAUUGAUAGAAGAUUAUAUACAUAUGAUGAACAUAUUUUAUAAAAUAGCAAAAAAACAAAAAUAUAUUUUAUUGCACAAAGCUAAUAGCGCUCCUAAUGAAAAAAAAUAUAUUAAUGGUAAUUAUAAAAAUGGCGAUGCAUUAUUGUAUAGUGAUCAUAUUAUAGCAAUAGCUGAUGGGGUUUCGUCUAUAAAAAAUAGCGGAAUUAAUGUUAGCAAUUUUUCUAAUGACCUUUUAAAAAAAUGUCUAAAUUUAUAUUUUUAUCAAAAUAUAUAUAAUGGAUUAUUUGAAGAGCAAAACAAAGAGAUAUUUAAAAAGUAUAAUAUGACAUAUAAUUCUGAUCAAAUAUUAAAACCUAUUAUAUGUCGAAGUGCUUGUUCUUCUAAUUUUUUUGGAGCAUCGACACUAUUAUUUUCAUCUUUAAACAAAGAUAAGUUACAUAUUUGUAGUAUUGGAGAUUGCCAAAUGUUAAUUGUUAGGCUAAAAAAAGAUUUUGUAAAUAAUACAAUUUUUGAAAAAAUAAAAAUAAGAGUUACAGAAUCGGAGCAUUUGGAAAAUAGUGAAGAAUAUGAAAUAGAUAGUGAUAAAAGUGACGAAAAUGAAAAUAAAAAUGAGACAAAGGAAAACGGAUUAAUGAGAAAUAAAAUUUUUGAAAAAUGUGAAAUACCUGUAGUUGAUGAAAAUGUUGCAUAUUCUGAUCAUCUAUACGAAGAUAUUUCUCAAAAAAAUAAUUUUCUAAUAAACGAAAAGUUAUCUCAAAAAUCUUCAAAAUAUGAAUGUGAAAAUAUAUAUCUAAAUUCUUUGGAGAAUAUAAAAUCAGGUUUAAUGAAUAUAUAUUCGAAUAACAAAAAAUUGAUAGAAAGCGAUCUUUUUAAUGGGUUGUAUGACAAAAAAAAAUUUGAAAAAAAAAAAAAAAAUGAAGAUAUUAUUUUAUAUAUUGAAGAAGAAUUUGAUGAAUGUAUGCUCCAAUAUUUUGAUGAAAUUUUAUCUGAUAAUAAUUAUAAAAUAGGAGAUUUAUCAUUUACAAUAAAAGACAAAGAAUUAGAUGCUUAUUCAAAUAUAAGAUCAAACACAUUAAUUUCUCAAUACAUUUCAACUAAAACAGAAAGUGAAAUAUCUUAUGAUAAUGAUGAUAAAACAAUUUUAGCUAAAAAUACAUUAGAUGAUACUGGGUAUAAAAAUUUAAUGAAAAUUUUUACUUUGGAUAGAACUGACAUUUUAAACAAUAACCAGAAAUAUGAAGAAGUGGAUAUUUUUCAAUAUGAAGAUAUGAUGAAUGACCAACAAAUCAAGAAAAAAGAAAAUAAUGUACAAAGAAAUGAAAUAGAGUACAAUGAUAAUAAUGUGGUUUCUAAAAAUAUUUUAAAAGAAUCAAAAAAUAAGAAAAAUUAUAACUUUAAUAAUUACCGAUUUAGAUAUAAUAAAGAAAAUAUUUGUGAAUUUGAUAUAAUUUAUAAAUCUAAAAUCCAACAACAUUAUUUUAAUUGCCCAUACCAGAUUACGUUUAUGCCAUCAAAUAUAAAAAAGGGUUUAAAUAGUAAUACAAAUAGUAUGGCAUUAAAAGUAGAUUUAAAAAUGAAUAAAUAUAGUGAUAUUAUUGCAAAAUGUUUAAGAUAUUCUGAUUAUUCUAUUGUUGAUAUAAAAACCAACGAUAUAAUUAUAAGUGGAAGUGAUGGUUUAUUUGACAAUUUAUAUGAUGAUGAUAUAAUAAAAGUUCUUUAUAAUAAUUUUUAUAUAAUAAAUUUUAAUAAUUUUAUAAAAUUAAAACAUUUCAUAAACUUUUAUGAAGAAUAUAAAAAAACAAUCAAUAAUAUUAAUAAAUUAAUAUUAAAUAAUAUAAAAAACAGUACCAAGACAAAUAAAAUUUCAUCACAACCAAUAUACAAUUCUUUUUAUAAAUAUGAAAGAUAUGAUGAACAUAAUUGUAAUAGCAAAAUAAAAUUUGAUGAAAAAUAUAUUCCUAACCUAAAUAAUACUCAAAUAUCAGACGAUAAUAAUCGUUUUGAUAUAAUACAUUGUAAACAAACGAAAGGAAACGAAUAUUAUACUAUAAACAGCAAUUCUAAUGAUAAAGAAUAUGAACAUUCUUUAAAAGAUUGUAUAAGUAAAAGAGAAUCGAAUAAUAGUAUUAACAACAAUAAUAAUAAUAUGAAUAAUAUAAUAAAAUAUAGUAAGAAUAAAUUUACAUUUUCUUCCAAAAUUAAGAACAUGUUUUUUAAUAAAGGAAAGAAUGAUAAUAUACAACACACUCACGAUAGUGUUUAUAAAAAAAAAAUGAGUGAUAAUAGCUCAACUCUUUUUAAAAAUCAAAGAAUAAAAGAAAUAAAUACUGAAAAUUAUUUAACGUCAUUAAAUAAAGGAAAGGAGGGAAAUGAUAAUAAACAGUUAAUUGAGGAAAAUACUUUAAUUGAAUCAUCAAAUGAAUAUGUUAACAAAAAUAAAUUUGAUAUAAAUCAUGAUCAAAAUAGCUAUAAUAUAAGUGAUUUUAUGCAUUUAAACAAAACAAACAAAAAAAAAAUUUUUAUUGCGAAGAAAAAAAUACCUAGCGACGCAUGCCUAUACGAUACUUCUGAUUUAAUUUUAUUUGACAAAAAAAAUAAUAUAUACUUAAAUAUUAAAAAAGCUUGUGAUGAAAUUAUGGAACUCUCAAAUAUUUUAGCUAACCAACAACUAGAUAACAGGCUUCUAAAAAAAAGAAUAAAAAUAGACAAAGAAAAGAAAAAAAAUAUGAACAGUCAGAAAAUUAAAAAAUAUUCUGAACAAAUAACCUCGUGUAAACAAACUGAAAAAAAUACAAAAGAAAGUAAUGAAAUUACUAAUAUAUUUUCAAAAUUUUCUGAAGAGCAUAUGGAAAUAUUUGAUAAAGUUAAUUAUGACGAUAUUCAAUCGAAUAAAUCCAAAGACAAAAUUAUAUUAACACCUAUAUCGGAAUAUAUAUAUGACAAAUACAAAAAAUAUUUUAACAUGGGGAAGCCCGAUGAUACUACUGUCAUAAUUUCUAUUAUAAAAAAAAAUAAAUAUAUUUGA